This is a messenger RNA of Monomorium pharaonis (pharaoh ant), 1476 nucleotides long. RefSeq names its product transcription factor Adf-1-like. Gene Ontology annotation, biological process: regulation of transcription by RNA polymerase II. Bases 588 to 1433 code for a protein of 281 amino acids. The transcript has 3 exons. Gene Ontology annotation, cellular component: nucleus; transcription regulator complex. Lineage: Eukaryota; Metazoa; Arthropoda; Insecta; Hymenoptera; Formicidae. The record is from RefSeq and is a predicted model, not a curated record. Gene Ontology annotation, molecular function: DNA binding.
UUAAGACUGUACUUAAGAUGAUCUUAAAUAUAAGAUCCGACUAUGAAUACCGGCCUUAUGUUAAGAUUCUUACCAUUAACUGUGUAAUAUGUAUAGAGUGAACUAAUUCUAGGUGACGCCGAUGAGUGGCGUUUGUGUAUUUGUCGACCAUGGGUGUUUACGAUAAUGGCUUAAUUUACAUCGUCAAAACCUUGGUACGCGUAUUAAGUUUGGUGCGCACCAAAGCCUUAGUACGGGCGCGUUUACAUCGAAUGUACUAAGCAUGUACUGUGAAAAAUAUAAUACAAAUUUAAUUCAUGUUGAUGUCUCCUACUAAAGGUUGGUUUAUAAUAGCCGUAACCGUUAACUUAGGCCGGUGCCGUAAAAGUUGAAAGAUAGGAAACCCGUACUACCGUUUAUAAUAGUUGGCCGUAAUCUGUUAUUUUUGGCCGUAACCGAAAAGUUGACUCAACUUUAUCUUUACCGGCCUACGGCCAGUGAAAGCAACGGAAAAGAAUUGAAAUCCAUCAAGGGAGUCGAAAGCACAUAACCUUUUGACAUACAACAUACGUGAUAUAGUGGUCUAUUAAAAAAAAAAAGUAAUAGUGAUGAAUGUACAAAUAAAUGACGCGGAUUUAAUUUUGUGGGUCGAACAAUUUCGGCAUUUAUACGACAAGAAAGAAAAAGAUUAUAAGAACAAAAAUGUCGUAGAAAACUCUUGGCAAUUUAUUGGUAACAAAUUGAAUGCAUCAAGUUCUGAAUGUAGAGAUCGCUGGAUUGCCUUGCGGAAUCGAUUUUCAAAAGAACGAUGCAAAUUAAUACGAUCAGGAUCAGGAGCAUCGGAUCAGAAAGAAUGGCCAUUAAUGAAAAAUUUGGCAUUUUUACACGAAUGUGUAAAACGACGGAAGACAUUUAGUAACGUCGAGUCACCAUGCAAAGACACUGAAGAUUCUUCAUGUUCUAUGCUAUCAAAUGAUUCCUAUGCCAAAGAUUCUCAAAAUUUGGCUCAAAAGCAUAAUGCUGUUGAAGAAUUAGAUUAUGAAGAUGUUCAGUACCUUGAUGAAACACCAAAUGAAUAUGUGGAAUAUCUGGACGAACAAACUGGUACACAUAAGGAUUUUGACGACGUAUCGAUGGACGAGACUUCACAAGAAACCAUAAACCGCACUUCAAGAGAAACUACUCAAUCACCUGCAGCAAAACGCUCGCGCUCCAGAUCUACUACUCCGAGUGACAAAGGUUCCUCAAAUAAAGCAUCUUUCCAAGCCAAAAUGGAUGAAGCCGUAGAUAUUUUUCAAAAAUUUGUAACUGAAAGAAACACUUUGACUGCGGAAGAUAAUUCCUUGAAAAACUUUUGUAACUCAAUAUAUGCUGACUUGAAAAAUUUAGACAACAGACAAUUGAUACAUUGCAAAAUAGAAAUCAUGCAAGUAAUUGCCAAAUAUUUAGAGUAAUACAUAUAUAAUGUAAUAUAAAAAUAAAUCGUUUUAUCCUAAA